GACGCCCUGCUUUCACUCUUGUUCUCUCCACCUUGCUUCUUUCUGCUCACACAUCUUUAAUUUCCCCCCGGUGGUUUUUCAGUUUCAAUCCUUUACAAUUUACAGUUUACAAUCUACAUCUGCAGUACGCAGGAAGCAUAUGGGAGCUCCAGUCUCUGUGUUCACAAUGAGGUCACCCACAGUAAACCCACUGCAAGUCUUCAGUGCCUUGCUCCUGUGCAUCUUGCCUCACAAAGCAGUGGGCGGUCAAAGUGAUGAAGUCGUAUAUGGUGAGCCACAAAGAGGCAUCGUUAUCUUCCUCUUCAUACUCCUCGCCCUCCUCAUCCUGCUCCUGGUGUACCUGUACAAGAGGCUGAACCGGGAGACUGAUGGACAGUACACCGUCAGACAGCUCGUCUACGGGAAGGGCGGAGUCAGGGAACGUGUGCAAAAUGGAGUGACGGCCAUAGAGAACAGGCUGGGCGUAAGGCUGAGGCCGCGCAAGGCAGAAGACAUAGAGGGAGGGGAGGAGGAUGAUGACAGGGAGGAAGAGGAAAGGGAGCGGGAGAGAGCGAGCAGGAAGGACGAGGACAGCCUAGCAGAAGAGGAGCAGCAGCAGGACGAGGACUCUUCGGACUACUCCAGCUUGGAAGGAGUUGACCUGAGGGAGAGGAAGCAACUUCAGGAAAAUGCGGAGGUGAAGGUAGUCAGUGAAGGAGAGAAGGCUGAGGAGAAAGGGGAAUGCAAGAAGGAGAAGGAGGAGGAGAAGGGCACAGGAGGAGAGGAGAAAAAUUCUGAGACUGGAGCAGCCGCGGGAGGGUUGCUGGCAGACCUGAAAGACUUUUCGGGCAGUGCCAUCUGGGCUGAGGAGCAGAAGGAAGGAGAUGUGACUCUGCUGUGAAGGACAGAGAGAGAGGAGGACUGGAGGAGGAGAAAGGAAAAAGAGAUCUGAGGGAUGGUAGGGAGAGAAAACUAAUAUAUAUAUAUAUUAGAAGGAUGUGUGUGAGACUGAAUGGAGGAAAGAUAAUAGGAAGAAGGGAGGAGGGGACAACUAAUGUGCGGUCACUUCUGUGAGGACAAACUGGGAGACAGAAGGGGGUCAGACAUGAAACAGGGAGGGAAAAAUAAUGAGAGCAAGAGAUGAAGGGAAACUUGGGUGUAUCUUGUGUUUUCAGGACUUUUACAUGUUUUUAUACGAUCAUUUUUAUCCAUGAUCAUUUUUGUAAAGCUCUGACUUGUAAAUUUUGUAAUUGUUUUAUUUUAG
Messenger RNA from Megalops cyprinoides (Indo-Pacific tarpon), 1243 nucleotides. Its product is annotated as protein pxr1. Gene Ontology annotation, cellular component: plasma membrane. The coding region runs from base 140 to 880 and encodes 246 amino acids. The transcript is spliced from 3 exons. The record is from RefSeq and is a predicted model, not a curated record. Lineage: Eukaryota; Metazoa; Chordata; Actinopteri; Elopiformes; Megalopidae.